AGAAUGAGAAGCUUUUAACUUCGGAUUCAUAUUUUAUCCUGACAUUAUCCCAUGAUACCAGUGCAGUCGACCAUUUUGGAACACCAUGGACACCAUUGUGACGUCACACUAUUGUCGCUGCAAAGCAUUUGCCGUCAAGACGCGCUCUUCAGAAGCAGGCGAAUUUAGUGAAUCCAACGCUGAUUUUGUUCAAUAUGCACGGAGAAGAGAUUCGUUUAGCACCGGAAUGGUGUGGCCCUAAAUGGUUCCAUAAACCAAAAGAGGAGAGACUAGAAUUCCUGGGAUUGCGACGAGUCUCGCUGGGGAAGUCUAGUGCCCUCAAGUACAAGCCCAUCUGCUACACUGGUAGCACCCCGCUAGUGAAGGGGAGGCCCCGCCCCAACACUGUCACGAGGUUCAGAGAGAUGGUGAAGUCUGCUGCAGCAGAAUAUGCCCGGGAUGAUACAGAGGAAACUCCAACAACAUCGAUCCUCAACGCCAACGUCGAAAAUGGCAGUGGUUUCACAGCACAAUGCACCCCUGCGAGGCAGGAAGUUGUUGCUGCGGAGAGGGUACUUGUUACAAAUGCAGGUCUGAUCAGCAAAAUGUUCCACGAGGACGUGAAAGAACCAGUGGCACGCGGCACCACAUCCAAGUGGACACAGAUGGCAAUGUUCCUGCAGGACACUGAGAUUGAAGACCACCGUCUUGAGGAGUUUUGUCAGACCCCACAGCCAAGCCCAAGACAGCAGCCUCGUUGUCGUUGGACCCAACUGGCCUUGACCCUCAUGGACAAAGACAACAGUCUCUCUUUGACAGAGGAGGAUGUUCCCGAGGAUGUUCUUGAGAAGCGGGGCUCCUUUGAUUCAUCCCCAGCAGACACUCCACCCACAAGCUUCUUUAAAACUCUAUUCGGACUUGACUUUGAAAUUCCAUCCCUCUACAAAUUAAUCAAUCCGCCAAUAAUUCCAAGUUCAAUGGUUAAGAAGGAUACCCUGAAGUAUGGCGCAUUACCGGUUGUUCUGGGAAGAGGUUCGUUUGGUCGUGUCAUCCGGGCCAAACUUAGCGACAGCCAAGGAGACACACAGAACAUUGUGGUGAAAGAAAUCUUUGACUGUAAAAGUCAGGUUGAUGCCAUCUUUGAAGAAGCCAGAAUGUUGUUGUUUCUCUCAAGGACCGGGUACGUCCCUUCGUGUUUUGGGGUAGUGAGUGAUGGCGGCGUGGGGGAAGCAUAUGGUAUUCUCAUGGAAUGUGUUGGGGACGGCCUGACCCUGGAGAGGUACCUGUGGGACAGGAAAGGCAGGUUGGCACCCAUAUGUCUACUCCACAUUGCCAGACAACUUGCUGAGGGGCUGCGGGAGAUUCAUAAUCUUGGCGUGCUCCUCAACGAUAUCAAGGCAAAUAAUGUUCUGUUAGACAUCACCAGUGGCAUUCCAAAAGUCAAAUAUUGUGACUUUGGCCAAGCAAGAUAUGGACACGGGGUAAAAAUCUCUGGAAGAGUCACUGACAAUCGGUACCUAUACCUGGCCCCUGAGGUUCGUAAUGGCGGCGUAUCCUGCUUGAAGUCAGAUAUCCACAGUGUAGGGUUUCUCUUCAUGGUACUCUCGGACUUUGAAGGAUCUGAUGCCCUUGUUCCAGCAGUGAAGCGAUGCAUGGUGGAAGACAUCAGUCUCAGGAUCAACGCCGAGGACUUGGCGUUCAUGGUGGACAAGAUCUUCAAUGAUCAUCUCGAAAUAUUUGUGUUGUCUGAUGGUCGGAUACAGACCAAUCUUGAGAUGUCAGUGUUUGAUAAGGGAAACGGGGCAGCUGAGUGUUCCGGUAACAAGAUGGGAUGUGACCUUGAAAAUGUCCUGCCCACCAGCAUGCUAUGUAGAUCCAGGACACCGUCUCCACGGGACUCUGUGAACCCACCAGCAAACCCGAAGGUUGACAUACAUGUAUCAAGUGAAAGCAAUGCCACCUCCCCAUGUAUGGACAUAUAUGCAGCAUCCAAGUCAGUGUAUGAAAAACACCCAAACCACUCCUCAUCUUCUACCAGCAAUGAAGACUCCUAUACUCCAUCCGAACAUGGCGUCCCGAUAUCUACAUGUCGCCUUCAAAGAUGCUCGUCUCCUUGUCCGUCCACCCAAUAUGAUGCAGAUGAUGAACUAUCUGGUGAUGAAAGUCAGUCCUGGGUAAUAACGUCCAAGAGGUCCACCCAUCUCCAUGCAGAACUAUCUGGUGACGGCUAUCACUCUGUGACCACAGCAUACAGGGGGCGCUGCAGUAUCUCACCUUGUCACGUGUCGUCAGUCACCCUGGAGCCGGACGUAAAUAGCUCCAGCUCUGAAGUUAUGUCCACUACAAGCUAUCGCUCGAACUCAUCAGCAUCCCUGUCUGUGUUUGAAGACUGUCACGAGGUGGAAGUAUUCCACGAUCCUCCACAGUUUGAGAACUUUGAAUCAAUGUCAGUUAUCCUUCUAUUUAUUGUGUUUAUGGUCAUGUUGAAAUUGUUUCUAUUAGUUUGUUUGUAAAUAUUAUUAUCUGUAAUUACAAUUAUCCAAAUCGAAGUACUAUUCUUGUUAUUAAUCUUAAUAGAUUGUUCUAGUCAUUAUAAUUACUCCCAAUAUAUGAUAUAAACAUUAUUUUCAUAUUGUGAAACGUUGUCGUUGUUGAAAAUAAAAACAAUGAACUGUU
Molecule: messenger RNA, 2655 nt
Organism: Haliotis rufescens (red abalone)
Lineage: Eukaryota; Metazoa; Mollusca; Gastropoda; Lepetellida; Haliotidae
Exons: 2
Coding region: 195-2492 (765 amino acids)
Biological process (GO): protein phosphorylation
Cellular component (GO): cytoplasm
Molecular function (GO): ATP binding; protein serine/threonine kinase activity
Source: RefSeq, a predicted model, not a curated record